Molecule: messenger RNA, 2195 nt
Organism: Oncorhynchus masou masou (cherry salmon)
Lineage: Eukaryota; Metazoa; Chordata; Actinopteri; Salmoniformes; Salmonidae
Product: ectodysplasin-A receptor-associated adapter protein-like
Exons: 6
Coding region: 180-848 (222 amino acids)
Biological process (GO): signal transduction
Molecular function (GO): protein binding
Source: RefSeq, a predicted model, not a curated record
UGUCUUGAAAGCACCAAUAGCAUUGAGAUCAGAACUAGUUUUUCUCGCAUUGAGCGUCAUUUUACCAACUACACCUCCCGCCCCCUCAGCGCACUCUCGGGAACGUGGUUGCACUAUUCGACUCAAUUUCGUUAUCAUCCGUUGUCAUUUUACUCUUAUGUGCAACGGACUUUUCUCUUAUGUUCACAACUAUUUGUGUGAAGAUGACUAGCUUGAAGGCGUUUAAGGAGCCAUUCGAUAGAAUAAUCUCUGAACCAGUGGAGGACACAGAUACGAGUAGCUUCAUGGCAGAAAUGUCCUUGAAGUCCAACUAUCCAGUCCAAGUCACAGAACCUCAAGAUGCAGUGACACUGCAGCUGAGGUCCAUGCCACCUGGCUACCUCACACCUCCCUCAGGCAGAAUAAGACAGCCAGUAGAAGUUGGUGUGGAGUGCAUCUGCACAGGCUCCAUCUUACAAGACUUCCCCAAGGAGCUGCAGUUCUUGAACAACCCCUGUGAGAAGUGUUGUUGCUCAGCUCCACCUCCAAAGAUCAGUGACCUGAUGGAUGACAAGGACUUGCUGGACUUACUGCGUCUUAAAUUGGACCCAAAUCAUUGCACUGUUAAGAACUGGAAGAACUUUGCGAGCCGUUGGGGUAUGAGCUAUGAUGAGCUGACUCUGCUGGAGCACCGGACCCAGGGCUCAAUGUGCCACAGCCCCACACAAGAGUUCCUGCUGCGCAACAACCACAAGACCGUCACUGAGCUCACCGAACUUUGCCGGGUUUACCAGCGCAUUGAUGUGCUGCGGCUUCUGCAACGCUGGAUGGAUAACGACUGGCCCUCACGCUGGCAAAAUGCUCAUUAACCACUUGCCCCAACCCCUGAAAAUCCCUCAGAAAUUAUGCAAAUUACUUUUUACAUUUUGCUAUACACUUUAUUGAAUUAGCAACAGGGACUUGGACCAUUUUUUCUUUAACAGAAGCCCAUUUAUUUAACAUCCAGUGGUUCCAGGAUUUUGGUUGAGAUGGUGUGCAAAAGACCGGUGGAUCACAUUUUAUGACUCCUGCGGAGUUGAGGACUUAGUAGGACUGAUUUCCAUUGUGUACUCUUUACCAAUACUGUAAUUCUGAGCAUCUCAACCAGCUCAUUAUUUUCUUUUUCAAAGGUCCCGCAACAUCAGAAUUGCUGUGUGUCCAAUAGUGAUGGGUUGUUCGCGAACAAACGGCUCUUUAUGAAAAGAUCGUUUUUGGUGAACUUCAGGAAACAAAUUGCAUCGUUGAAAGAGCCGUUCAUUUGGCUCCCUGAUUUGCAUACUGCUACUAUGCAAAUAUAACGUGUACAUUCUGGUCCACAUUCAUUUUUGCAGUGCGUUAAAAAUUAACACCAUUUUUUGGACCGAUCUAAUAAUUUCACCACAUAAACAUUUUUUUGAACACGUAUUUCACGAUCUGACAUAAUGGUAGCCUACCUUUUGGGCAUUACAUUGGAGAUUGGAAAUCAUGGUUCUAGGACAAUCUUAAGUGGAACUGUGCUAACCAACAUGGCACAUCAAGAAGUGGAAAAGAGAGAAGAUUUAAAUGGUGAACUGUUAGUACAUUUUUACUUAUUAGAACAGUCACCAUAGUAAUGACAGACAAUAAUAAUCAAUGUAGUAUAUAUAAUAUGGCAAAGGAGACAGUGUUGCGUAUUGGUCUUUAUAGUCUCAUAAAAACAUGAAUCAUCUCCAAAUAUUGUAUUGUUUGUAUUAAUAGUUAAUGAGUCUUGAUUAUUUUGGGAUAGUUUGAUGAAGCUGAGGUCAUGUUGUCAAAAUGAGAUAUCUCACUCCGGUCUGAAUCCUAAUUAGCAAUUUUCCCUUACGUUUUAUAUUUUUUGUGGUUACAAUUCCCCCCACCCCCACUUGAAGCAAAUAAAAGCUAGAUGUUUUCCAGCUUCUUGCUAAUCUUAUGAACUAUUCUUCAUCAACACGUUUCAAUAGUCAUCAUUGAAAAUACAGAGCUGAGAAAAAAAAGGAUUUCUGUUGGAAGUUACCCAUGAGAGUUUGAGCUUUCUGUGUAUAUGAUUAUGUAACUUGGUAAAUGUUUAUUUAUCUAGAUUUCAGUGAUGAAUAUCCAAUCAGAGGAAUUCAAACCUGUCAUUUAAUUAUACAGUAUCAUAUGGUUGUUGUCAAUUAUAAAUUAGUAGUCUAUCAUCAAUAAAUGACAAAGAAACAUAA